This is a messenger RNA of Balaenoptera acutorostrata (minke whale), 954 nucleotides long. Its product is annotated as T cell receptor alpha chain MC.7.G5-like. The transcript has 8 exons. Bases 1 to 816 code for a protein of 271 amino acids. Gene Ontology annotation, biological process: response to bacterium. The record is from RefSeq and is a predicted model, not a curated record. NCBI's taxonomy places the organism in Eukaryota, Metazoa, Chordata, Mammalia, Artiodactyla, Balaenopteridae.
AUGGCAGGCCCCGGUUUGCUGUGGGCUGUCGUGGUCUCCACCUAUCUUGGAUCCAGUGUGGCCCAGAUGGUCACUCAGCCUCAACCAGAAGUGUCUGUGCAAGAGGCAGACACAGUGACCCUGGACUGUACAUAUAGCACUAGUGAGAGUGAUUAUUAUUUGUUGUGGUACAAACAGCCUCCCAGCGGGGAGAUGAUUUUCAUUAUUCUCCAAGAAGCUUACAAGCAACAGAAUGCAACCAACAGUCGCUACUCUGUGAACUUCCAGAAAGAAGCCAAAUCCUUCAGCCUCAGGAUCUCAGACUCCCAGCUGGAGGAUGCUGCAAUGUAUUUCUGUGCUUACAGAGCCCUGAAGUCUAACUAUCAGUUGAUCUGGGGCUCUGGGACCAAGCUAAUUAUAAAGCCAGAUAUCCAGAACCCCGACCCUGCCGUGUACCAGCUGAGAAGGCCCAAAUCCAGCAACACCUCCGUCUGCUUAUACACCGAUUUUGAAUCUCAAGCCAAUGUGUCACAAGUCACGAGGAGGCCCAUGGUGUAUAGCUCAGACAGCACCGUGCUGGACAUGGGAGCCGUGGGUUCCAAGAGCAACGGGGUCGUGGCUUGGGACAGCAGGACCGAUGUGGGAUGCGAAGACACCUUCAACCAGUCCUUCUACUCCAACUCAGGAAUUCCCUGUGAUACCAAGAUAGUAGAGAAAAGUUUUGAAACAGAUAUGAACCUAAACUUCCGAAACUUGUCAGUGAUCGGGUUCCGCGUCCUCCUCCUGAAAGUGGUCGGGUACAACCUGCUCAUGACGCUGCGGCUGUGGUCCAGCUGAGGUCUCCAAGAACGUGAGAGCCCCGUGCUCCCUCUCCCCUUGUUCCUUGUCGCCCCUCCUCUCCCUCUUCAAGCAGAGAGGUGCACUCUCUGCCCCCGUGGACAAGAAGGCUCCCUCCACCUCUCUGGCCCCACUGGC